AUGGAAAAACGCUUUGGCGACGCUUAUUCCUACACUCGAAAUCCCAGGGCCAAGAUCUUCCAGCGUGAUACUAUUCACGCCACGGACCUGGAGAAAGUGAAGCACUUGUUGCGCUACAACAACUGGCAGCAUGACCCUUUGUCCGCAGCAGGCUACCGGGGGCCCACCGAGCCCCGCGCACCGGAGAAUGCCAUUGCUGCGCGAUAUGAUUUGCAUCCAUGGCCAAAGGUGAGAGAAGCUUUUGGAAACACCGAUGCAAAGAUUUGCAGAGCGGCAGACUGCUUGGCAAUGCGUUUCAGUGCAAUCAGCGGACCAACAGCAGAUGAUCAGCCUCCUUUUGCAUGGGAAGGUCAAGGAGCAGAUUGGGGUGUGUGCGACAGCGAGGAGGAUCCGAUCUUGGCGGGGAGCUUCCCAGUGUGUGUCCGUGUGGUCCCAUCCAAUGCCACAAGCAUUUAUGAAUAUGAGCCCUGUCAGCAUCGCUUUACUUACGUCAGGCAACCUCAUGCUGACAGCCUUUCGCCUCGUUCUGGGCCAUCCACUGGUGGCACCAAUGUCUCGUUGCAUGGCCGCUACUUUCCACAAGCAAGACUUGGAGGCUUGUUGUGCCGAUUUGGUGAAGGAACUACUAGUUCGGUCGCUCCUGCAAGAUGGAUAAGCAGACAGGAGAUUACUUGUGUUUCUCCGCAGGUGAUUGGUGCCUUUGAUGCCACAAGGACAGUGCCAGUGACUAUCUCCAUCAAUGGGGGGUCUGAUUGGACGCCAAGCACUGCCUACUUCAGCUUUGUGAAGGAGUUGCGAGGCACAGUCUAUCCAAGCUUUGGCCCACGGCGAGGUGGAACACUGCUAGACGUUCACGUACCGCGAGACACCGACACUGAGUUCAAUGAGCUCUCACAGGUGGUCAGCUGCUGCUUUGGCCAGCCUCCGGCAACCAUCAUGCCAGCAAGCAGGAUCUCAGAUACGCUCUACCAAUGCAAGACACCACCCUGGCCGCAGAGUCCUGCUCAAGUGAGCAUUGGAGUGGCACAGGCAGACGGCCGAUGCCAAAGUCCUCCCUAUGCCAAAUUCGACUACGUGGAGCCAUGGAAAAUCACCAGGAUCUAUCCUUCUGAGUUUGAUGAGAAGCAACAGGCAGAAGGUUUCAGGUUGUUCAUCUCUGGAGAGAAUUUCCUCCCAGCGAAAACAGCGACCUGUCGCUUGGGUGGCCGCAUUUUGGCGCCCGCAGAGGUGAUCGGAACCAACUACACACUCUUGUGCAUGGUACCUCCAACAGGCUUCCAACUCGAGGGUUCGCCAGGUGGCCGCACAUACGAAGUCGAGGUUGCCAUCAAUGGCCAGGACUUUGUUGGUGGCACUCCACCUGUGCUGGUGCGUUUCGUCACGGCCACUGCGAUUGUCACCGUGGAGCCUGCAAACGUCUCUGCUCUGGGGCACUUGCCAUUGACUGUGGCAGGAUCAGGGCUGAGUGCAGAUGUCCGCUAUUGCAUCUUUGGGGAAGAUGAACGCGCCAUUGAGGUGCCUUUAGCAUCACUGGCGAGUGAGCGAGAAGUGGUCUGCAUCACUCCACAUUGGGAGAUUCGUCCUUAUGGUGCUGUCUCCGAGCGUGUCAUGGUUCGACUUGCCUCUGAUGGUGUGGGCACGGCAAGGAGUCCUUCCGCUUACGUCACCUUUGUUGCUUAUCCAUAUGCCCACACUGUAGAUCCAAAUGAAGGGCCAGUCGAAGGCGGCACAAUUGUUCGAGCGUAUGGCCAUCACUUCAAGCCCUAUGGCGAGGACGUCCUCAUGCAGUGUGUCUUUGGCUCUCGAAAGAGCAAGGCACUGAUCAUCUCUGACACCGAGCUGCAGUGCACAUCCCCACCAGUAGACGGAGCCUACUCACCUACAGGCUUUUUGGCCAAUUUCGAUUUGGAGACCAUUCCAGCUCAACCCAUGGUGAAGGGCACCACUCCGGCUUCCAAUCAACAGCCCAUGAAGCAGCUCACUUUCUACUAUCGGCGUUUUGUUCCGAGCAUUUCCUGGGUUGAGCCUUUGAGUGGUCCUGAGUUUGGAAACACCUUGGUUUCUCUACGCUCUGAUGUCCCAAUCUUGAACUCACAGAACAUCAAGUGCUUGUUCGGGAACAUCCCAGUGCCGCUCUUCUUGGUCACUCAAAACGAGGCCACUUGCACUUCUCCCGCCUUUAAUCAGCCUGGCAUGGUGGAGUUCACACUAUCUGCGGAUGGGCAGAACCGGGUGCAGAUCGGACCCAAUGGCGAAGCUGUGCGUUUUACCUACUACAUCACGCCAACUGUCGCCAAGGUGACGCCGUCAUUUGGAUCAUCCAGAGGUGGGACGAUAGUUCAACUGGAAGGCGCGCACUUCAUCAACGAUGGCCGGCUCACCUGCAAAUUUGGGGAUCUUACUGUGCCUGCGUUCCGCUUCAUCUCCAGCGCAUUGGUGCUCUGCAGGACGCCAAUUGCUCCACCUGGAGAGGUGCAGGUGUACCUGUCAAACAAUGGCCAGAACUUUACUGGUGGCAGUGACGCCAAGUUCCAAUUCUUGGGCUUCACCUACUUCCACUUGCAUCCAUACCUGGGCCCAAUCAGUGGGAACACCACUGUCCUGGUCGAGUCUGCGACUGUGCCAGUUGGUGCCUCUUCAUCGAUUCGAUGCAGAUUUGGCACCCUGACGGUGCCAGGCGUUCGCGUCAAUGACACAUUCUUGCAGUGUGUGUCUCCUGCAGUUGUGACACAGGGCGAGGUCAAGUUCGAAGUGGCGCUCAAUCAGCAGGAUUUCGUGGAGGCAACUCAGAAGUUCCUCUACUACGAGAACCCGAGGAUCACUGCAGUUGAUCCACCCUUGGGUCCAAAUCACAAGGGCCUCAGCAUUCGACUCUUGGGUCAAGGGUUCAUCAGCACGAACUAUCUGAAAGUUCGAUUUGGCGGCAUCUCCAUCGAGCCGGAAGGGCUGCACUUGGUGCAGACGGCACUCGCGUCCACGGACACAGAGGUUGUAGUGGAGCUGCCGAAGAUCACCUUGAGUGAAGACAUGACUCGAGUGCCUUUGUACGUUUCCAACAACGGGCAAAACUUUGCUCCUGAAGGAGUCUUAGCUUGGGAUCAAGAUGAAGAUGCUUACGAUGUGGCGAAGAGUAUGGCAUACUUCACCUUCCAUGAGCAGAUUUUGCUGCGAAACGUGGAUCCGGAGGUUGGUAUCACCUAUGGUGGAGGCUUCGUUUCUGUCUUCGGCUAUGGCUUCCUAAACAGCACCGGUUUGAACUGCUCCUUCGAAUGGAUUGGCUCUCCUUCGGUGGUGUUCAUUUCAUCCUCGCAGAUCAUGUGCGAGGUGCCCAAUAUGCUUGCAGCCCGAUCCAGCAAGGCUUUGGGUCAUGCCACCUUGCGAGUGACACUGAACAACAGGGACUGGUCGCGCACAACCUUGCCCUUCCGCUUUCUGGGCGAAUGCCCCAUCGGUCACUAUUGCCAGCACAAGAACUUCAAUGAUUUCACCUUCCGCAUCAUGCCCUGCCCUGCCGGGCAUUUCUGCGAGAGUGCUGGAAUGAGUACUCCGACACCAUGUCCCCCGGGAAGUUACAUGGCUUUCACAAGACAGGUUCAAUGCCAGUUGUGCCCGAAAGGUUUCUGGUGUCCUCGUGCACGAAUGAUUGAGCCAAUUGCUUGUCGUCGUGGUUGGGUUUGUGAUGAACCAGGCUUGGUGGUGCCGUACAAGCGAUGUCCACGUGGCUACUACUGCGAAGAGGGUGUGGCCACGCGCGAACCGCGCAGCACGCUUUAUUUGGACAAGAGAAAGCCCAAGCCCUGUCCACCUGGUUUGCACUGCUUCGAGGGGGCACAAGCACAAAAUUCCAAGCCGGCCAACUUCUCGACGCCACAGCCCUGCUAUCAAGGCCGAAAGAGCCAGGGGAGCGCUGUCAUCAGGUAUUUCUUUGAACUGACUGAACAGUUCUUGAAGUGGAUGGUACAGAAAAUGUUCAUUGCCGACCUGUGCCAAUCCUGCAACCUGGUGGACUUGGACAAGACAUUUAGCUUGACCUGGACCGUCUUCCCGCCAUAUCCUGUUCCAGGAUACAGCCUGUCCUUCUUUUGCUCUCCACACAUGUUGGACUGGGAUGAAGACCCUGAAGUCGACACCGUUUUGGAAGAAGGCUGUGGCCUUGAUGGCAAAGAUGCAGAUGAGUUGGGUGGCGACAACGAGAAAUGCAAUCAGCAGGCUGCUGCAACGAAGAAAAGAGUAUGUACGGUUUUUGAGAAGGUUCGAAAUCUUUGGAAGAAGAUCAAAGCUGCAGUGCAGAAAGUUGUUGACAAACUUCGUUCUGUUAAAACAGCUUUAUUUGGAUACAGCUACGCACCGGCAUUUGUGCGCAGUGAAAUGCAGCAACGAUUUGAUGGCUUUUUCCCAGAAGAUGAUGGAUCAGCGCGCUCGAGUUCACUUCUACAGGAAGACGAACACGAAAUCACAGAGGAGAAAGUUGAGAAGGCAUUGCAUGACCACCUUGCUGGUAAACCGGACAAGUUUGUGCAGAACCACCUGUCUUUGUUGCAGCGCAAUUUGGAAGAAGUGGAGCAGCACGAAGAGGAGUUGAUGAGAGAUGCCAUGCGACGUCUCAGGGACCAGACGCAGAAGAGUCAGCAGAUGUUUGAGCAGAAGCUUCCAGAGAUAAUCAACAACAAGCAUUGCCAAGAGGCUCUUGGAACGUCGGCAACGGGCAGUUCUUUGACUUCUACUCUGACAGUAUCUUUCCCAAACGUGGCUACUGCAAUCUUGAAUGCCGUCCUUCUGAACUUCGCUGGUGCCUUGUACGCCCUGAUUCCGGGCGUAUACAUGUCUGCAACGCCCAAAGGAUUUGAGUCAGUAGGAAGCGUCGAUCGAUGUUUGGAGGCACUUCAAAAGAAUCAGCUGCCAUUGCUGGACUCGUGUGCUCAAGAGCAGCCCCUCAUGGCGUGUACUACGCGGACCUAUCAGCGGAUCAUGGAAAAUGCGCUUUCUGAGCAGUGGUGGCCUUUGAUGCACAACUCUGAAGGGACCUUUGGUUCAAUCGAUUUGGGCUACAAGUACGACGAACUCAUGAACUCUCUGCGAUGCUCUUCCAAAGGCAGCUGCGUCGAGAAAGGCUUGGAUCACUUGGGCAAAGACAACUUGAAGGAAAUCUUGGAGAACAACAGCGCUAAAGAGGCUGAUCGACUCAAUGAGAUGCAAUGCUCCUUCGCAGCAAACCGUGUGGACUCGGAAGAUCAGCAGACGGCGACAUCUGGAUACACUUUACCGGUGUUUACAGACAAGAUUUGGGCCGUGGCAUUAAAAGCUCAUGGUGCAACGUUUGGAGAUGUUCAGGAUAUCAACAAACCAUGUCCCGACAUCUUGCCCUGGGUUGUUGCAUUUUGUGCUACAGAGUUCAGCUGCAUGGACACAAGCUCCAGUGAUCUUCAAGUUGCACAGGCUCGUGCGGCUGAGACAGUGGCACCAUUGCAGGAGAGUCUCGGAAGCAAGUCACUUUCCGAAGCACAGAAAGAAGCUUUUGCUGAGAAGUGGCAAACUCUCGUCCAUUCCAAGUUUGAUGGUUUGGAUGAUGAAGAAGAUGCUUUUCAGUGGAGUCUACUUUGGCACAUGGCCAACGCCACCAACAGUGCUGGCCUCAUGUCGUCUUGGCCAGAGAUUCUGGAGGCUUUGUCAGGCAAAAGGACAAUAGACUGGAGCAGCACUCGACUCCAUUGGGAAAAAGUUCUAUUCACAGCACUUUUGAGACUGCAAAUUCGCGAAGUGCAUUCACAUGAUCCUACUGAUGUUCAGGACAAGCGCUCAUUGUCCCAAGUGCUCUUGAACUUGCAAAGCAUUUACGAGACGAAGAUUUGCUCGCCGGGAGCUCUGGGAGGUUUAAAGGAUGAGCAUUUACGCAGAUUGGGCGUUGGCAAGGAGGAUUUAGUCCAACUGGCACUUCAUCAAAUCGACAAGGAGGAAGUCAUAAAGGGCUUGUGGAGGAACUGGAUGGUGCUCCAUGUGCAAGUGCCCUCCUCCAAGAAGCAUUUUCUGAAGGCCUUGAGAGAGAGCAAGUGCCGUUGUAUGUGCUACCAGGCAUGUGGAAAGUUUAAUCUUCAUCCUUCUGCGGCGGCAAAUUGUCAGGAAAUAGCACAUCCUGCAAACAUCACUGCUCAUCAAGAGAAGUGGACAAGGAUCAAGGAGAUCAGAGUCAAGCGCGCAGUCAUAGAUCGCAUAGGAUUGCCUGCUCAUCAAGUCCUUACAAAUGCAGUGUAUUUGAAGAUUCUCCGGAAGAAGACGAUUAGUGGCUGCAGCAGUCAGCUCGAAGUGAGGAGCAGGUACUCUCAACCGUUACGUGGGUUUAUUUCAGCGUGUUCCGUCCCAGAAUACUUUGAACAGAGUGAAGAUCUGGGGCUGACAAUCACACUUUGGACGGAUCCUCGCCAUGAAAAACUCUACAGUUAUGAUGAUUUUCUGCGACUACAUCGACCAUACCGGACCUGGUCAGAUGCUGCAUUUGAGGAUGAGGAUGACGAGGACGACUACCUGAAUGACGACCAUGAUUCCGAUGAAGUUACGGAUCUUGAUAUCGAGAAUCUUGAUCUUGAUUUCGACACAAAUGACGACCAUGAUUCCGAUGAAGUUACGGAUCUUGAUAUCGAGUGCGGGCCGUACCCCGGCAACACAGAGCCAGUGGCUUGCCCAGCAGGACGGCAAUGGGGAGACAGCCCUCACAGUCGCAUGCGCCUCCCAUUGCCUUGCCCAUGUGGCUACGAGUGCAGAGAUCGUGGCACUACGCGUGCUCAGAAUCUUUGCCCAGCUGGUCUCAUGUGCGACGAGGGCGUCGCAACCAAUAUCGAGCCCCAGCUCUGUGAACCGAAAACCUUUGACAUCCGAGUGGACACAAGUCUUAGCAGAGAAAGAGAGAAGAUUUGUGUCUACGGCAUCGGGCAGCAGUUUGUUGAGUACCAGAGGUUGCUUACAGUUCCUCGAGUGGCAGAAAGGUUUGGUUGGGGACAAGAUCAGUUCGUCAACGGAACUUUGGUGGGUAGAGCAGCUUGCUGCUGGUCGCCAGAGAGAUUGUCCAGUUCCUUCGAUAGCAUUGCGGCAGACUUCAAGGCUGCAAAUGACACCCUGUCUGCACGUAGUUUCGCACGCUUGUCAGCCUCAAUUCAGAGUCGGACUGCAGCAGAGCGAAACCUGGACCUCUUUGCUCCAGGCUUCGAUGGCCUCACGCUCUUGAACAUCACGGAUGACCAGUUCCGAGAAGACCUGGUGAUUCUCUACCCGAAGGCGUUUUAA
Messenger RNA from Cladocopium goreaui, 7275 nucleotides. The record is from the annotation of a GenBank genome assembly. Lineage: Eukaryota; Dinophyceae; Suessiales; Symbiodiniaceae.